AUGGGAUACAUUGAUCGAGGCAAUGGACCGAGUCUGGUCGCAUGUACGGUUGUACCGUUUGUUUUGACUUGGGCGUUCUCCUCUGUGAGGAUAUAUGUCCGGAGGUUUGUGUUGAAAAUAUGGAAGAUUGAGGAUUGGUUAUUUCUCGCUAGUCAGGCGUCCUUCUCGAUUUUGACGAUGUGUGCUUUUAUUGCUACGAUUUAUGGAAAUGGACAACACUUGAAAACAGUCUCGCAGAAAGACUUGCCAAUAGUCAUGAAAUACUGGUACUCCUCAGAACUAAUUUACGUCGUCACCUCCCUCCUCAUCCGCCUCUCAAUCGGCUUCUUCCUCCUCCGAAUCUGCACUCUAAAAGCACAUAUCUGGACUAUUCGAGCAGCAAUGUGCACCAUGAUCUUCGUCUCCAUAAUGUACUUCGGAUUUAUGGUCUUCCAGUGCAAACCUGUAUCCUAUUUCUGGCAUCGCUUCACCGAUGGUGUGGGAAAGUGCUUCACGCCUACACUCGUCACUAAUCUCACGAUUGUUUUCUCUGUCUUCGUGGCUGUUACGGAUCUUAUAUUCGGUAUCCUGCCUAUCUUUGUGAUCUGGGAUUUGAACAUGAAUCGUAAGACGAAGAUGAUCGUAGGAGGCUUGUUGACACUGGGUAUUCUCGCCGGCCUCUCCGUCAUAAUCCGCAUAAUCUACAUCAACAGCCUCGGCAACCCCGAAGAAGACUUCACAUUCCUCACCUUCCAAGUCGCCAUCUGGUCCAUCAUCGAGCCCGCCAUCGGCAUAAUCUGCAUGGCUAUAACCACCUACCGCCCACUCUUCAAAUCCCUUGCCGACAAAAUAUCCCAAGCCUCACGCUCUCACACCACAACGACUCAUCCCCACAAUAACACUAUCAUGACCAACCCCAAUCUCAACACCAAAUCAAAAUCCAAACUCAAAACAAGGAAGUUGUCAAUCCACUUACAUAGCAAACCACUGCAGUCGAGAAGCAGGAGUAGGAGCGGGUAUACGACGAAUGAGAGUUCGGAGCAUUUACAUGCGUUUGAGGAUAUGUUGGAGAUGGAGGGUUUCCAGAGACAGCCUAGUGUGACGGGUGGGAGGGGGAAGGGGAGUGGGAGAGGGAAGAAGGAUGAUGAUGAGUGGGAUGAAGAGGAUAUUACGAAGAACGGGAUUAUUAUGAGUACGACUGUGGAGAUACAUCGAUCGCCGAAAGACGAUGAUGAUGUUGUUUGAUGAAAUUUUAAUGCAUUGAUUAUUUUUGAACGCUUGAGCUUGUUUUUUUUUUUUUUUUUUUUUUUUUUUUUGUUUAUACCCAACUCCAUUUGUUGAUUGCUU
This is a messenger RNA of Cadophora gregata, 1326 nucleotides long. RefSeq lists its product as uncharacterized. NCBI's taxonomy places the organism in Eukaryota, Fungi, Ascomycota, Leotiomycetes, Helotiales, Ploettnerulaceae. The transcript has 4 exons. The record is from RefSeq and is a predicted model, not a curated record. The coding region runs from base 1 to 1224 and encodes 407 amino acids.